This is a messenger RNA of Anneissia japonica, 2550 nucleotides long. Its product is annotated as cytochrome P450 2K4-like. Gene Ontology annotation, biological process: xenobiotic metabolic process. The coding region runs from base 123 to 1499 and encodes 458 amino acids. Lineage: Eukaryota; Metazoa; Echinodermata; Crinoidea; Comatulida; Comatulidae. The transcript is spliced from 4 exons. Gene Ontology annotation, cellular component: cytoplasm; intracellular membrane-bounded organelle. The record is from RefSeq and is a predicted model, not a curated record. Gene Ontology annotation, molecular function: oxidoreductase activity, acting on paired donors, with incorporation or reduction of molecular oxygen, reduced flavin or flavoprotein as one donor, and incorporation of one atom of oxygen; heme binding; iron ion binding.
UGACGCUAUAUGGAUGGACAUGUUACGGAGUUCAAGUUAUUACAGUCAUAAUUUCAUCGGUGAUCAAAUGUGAGGUAGGCGGACGAGCGCUAACUUAUUCACAAUUUAAUAAAAACCCAGCCAUGGCAGAAAAGGGCAGUAGUAUUCCAGGACCACGCCCGAGUCGUAUUAUUGGAAAUCUGAAGCAGAUUUGCCCAAAGGCGCACAUCACGUGGACUGAAUGGUGCCAGAGGUACGGACCUGUAUGCCGUGUAAAUCUUGGACCCAUGGGUGACAGUAUUUUGCUCGGAAACAUUGACGUCUUGAGGAGGGCAUUCGAAGAAAGUCCAGAGAUAUUUUCUGGACGUUUCGUCUUGCCUAUUGUCAAAAAGGACGGUGCAGUAGGUACGAUGACCUGGGAAAAUGACGCGGUGUAUGAUCAACGAAGGCAGCUUUUAUCGACGGUAAUGAAACAAGUAGACCUCGAUAAAUUGGCGCAAAAUGAAGCGAUUGCAGUUUGUGACGUCUUAAGCGAAAAGGGAGACACAUCGUCUGACCUAGUUUAUCGAUUGAUUGAAGAAGCAAACCUCAGUAUGAUCUCGACGUUUUGUUUCCGACGAGAACAGAGAUGUCCCUACGACGAUCCCAAAUUUAAGGAAUUAAAGAACCGUGUCACUAAAAUGAACCAUAAACUGAAAAAUCUGAUGGGCGAGAAAGCAAAUUUGUUUCCAGUGUUGUGGGCGCCAUUUUACAAAGAUUUUAGGAAAAAGCGUAAAAACUUGCGUUGCUUGGUGAGUAAGGAGUUAGACGCGCAUAAGGAGAACCUCGACAGCAGCAACAUACGGGAUCUUAUAGAUGGCUAUUUAGGGAAAGCGGACGGGAUUGAGUUCCCAGAAAAUGAUUGUCCAUGGCACAUAAUGAACUUGAUGGGCUCGACGAUCACGCUUAAAAACGCGAUCCAGUGGAUUAUUUUACUUAUUACCAAACACCCUGAAAUUCAAACCAAGGUACAAGAGGAAGUAAGUUCUGUGUUUGUUGAUAGAGCACCGACGACGGAUGAUGUCGAUAAAUUACCGUAUACGAACGCCACCAUUUACGAGACAUUACGCAUAGCGUGCCCGGCGGCGCAGGUCGUUCCACACAUGACGCAGAAAGAUGUCAAUUUCGAUGGCUUUGACGUCAAGAGUGGUACUGUUGUAUUCGGUAAUAUCUGGGGACUUCACCACGAUAAAAACCAUUGGGAGGAACCCGAAAAAUUCAACCCAGACCGAUUCUUGGACAGUAAUGGUCAGCUGGACAUCGACAAAGAAUCUUUUGUUCCAUUUGGACUAGGAAAAAGGAGAUGUCCGGGUGAAACUUACGCAAAGAAAGCGAUGUUUAUGUUUGUUACCAACAUCUACCAACGCUAUGGAUUUGAAGCAGUGGACGGCGAAACGCUUCCCGACGUCGAUGAGGGCGUGAUUAAUGUCGGACUUCAUAAUCCACCACCGUAUAAAUUAAAAAUAGUUCCAAGAAACUGAAUAGUUGUAGAUAUUUUUUCUGAUUGUUAUUUAUUAUGAUGAGCAAGUUACUUCUUGAUAAACGCAUACCGUAUAAUUUAAUAAUUCAAGGGUUUCGUCCCAACGUCACGCGGUGAUAUGGAGAGUGCAUGCGCACUCACGUGCAUUGAUGUUUUGUAUCAUCGGUGACAUAUUUAACCUAUAUUUCACGGAUUAUAUAAUAGGCCCUACUAAAGCUGUAACAAGUCAAAUACACAUGUAUAAUGGUACAGUGUACAGUAAAAACUACUACAAUAUGCUUAAUAAGCGCCACUCUGGACGAUAUAGCGCCGUAUUAAACCCUAAAACAUUCUGUACUUUGGGUGAAAAUAUUACAUUGAAUUAUUUACGCCUAUUAUUACUUUUAUUUAUUGAAUAUAUAGGUUUUAUUGAGCUAAACAAAUAUAAGAAUUGUCUUGCCAGAUAUUCCUUGGCUUAUUUAUAAUAUGUUCCCCCAUGCCUUUAAAAAUAUGUGUAUUUGUAUUUAAAUGGUGAGGGAGGGGAUGUGUACGUAUGUGUGUAUGUAUGUAUGUAUGUGUAUAGUCUAUUACUUUAGUACAAUUCGGUAGCAGGCUUCCCACUGUUAAAUGUGAAAUAUAGUAUAGUAAUGAAAUACAGUAAAUACAAUCAAAAUAAAAGCGCAAACAAACGCUAAGCUAAAUAACAACCUAAAAACACUGAAUUAUAAUUCACGAAUGAACGUUGUGGUUAGAUUGUUAGGAGAUUACGUUAACAUAACGUUGUAGCAGCAUUUUUACUUGGAUAUUACGUUAAGUACGUAUUGUAUUUGUGGUACAGUACUUCAUUGUAAACGCUUGCUAAUUCCUCCAUGCUUACAGGGAGUGGCUGGUGCCACUUGGACAUCAUCAUGUCUCUGUGCGAUAGAUUAUAAAUAAAUACGCGCAAACGCUAUGGAUAAUUUAUACAAUGGAUAAUUAAGAUAGGUCUAAUUUCAUGUCUAUUCCAUUGUCGUACGCAAUAUGAAAAGUAAGCUAUUUAACAUAUGCUAUUGAAAUAAAAGAAUCACUGCAAA